Messenger RNA from Ceratotherium simum simum (southern white rhinoceros), 2061 nucleotides. RefSeq names its product potassium channel tetramerization domain containing 4 (gene KCTD4). Gene Ontology annotation, molecular function: protein binding. The record is from RefSeq and is a predicted model, not a curated record. NCBI's taxonomy places the organism in Eukaryota, Metazoa, Chordata, Mammalia, Perissodactyla, Rhinocerotidae. Gene Ontology annotation, biological process: protein homooligomerization.
AAACACAAACAAGCGGGCUACAACAAAGAUUUUGCACUGAUCCAUGAGACUUUGAAGCUACUUUCCUGAUUCUUACUUACAUCACAUCUGUGUCUAUCCUCUCUGGAAAAGGAAUGAAGAAAUAAUAUUUCCACAGAGCGGGUGCAUUUAAAAGAAAGCUCCUGCAUACAUAGCUGAUACGCCACCUACUGCAAAACUGAGCUGACAGCGCAGGCGAUGCUGCCAGCAUUUCCAUUCCAUCACCAGGCUGGGGCUGAAUAAAGGCGUGUUUGUGUGGUAGUGUUUCUUUUUUAAAAAUCUCAAAGCCAAGAAGAACAAGCUGAAAUAGCAUUGUCAAAAAUGGAGCGUAAAAUAAACAGAAGAGAAAAAGAAAAGGAGUAUGAAGGGAAACACAACAGCCUGGAAGAUGCUGACCAAGGAAAGAACUGCAAAUCCACACUGAUGACUCUCAACGUUGGUGGAUAUUUAUACAUUACUCAAAAGCAAACACUGACCAAGUACCCAGACACUUUCCUUGAAGGUAUAGUAAAUGGAAAAAUUCUCUGCCCGUUUGAUGCCGAUGGUCAUUAUUUCAUAGACAGGGAUGGGCUCCUCUUCAGGCAUGUCCUAAACUUCCUACGAAAUGGAGAACUUCUACUGCCCGAAGGGUUUCGAGAAAAUCAACUUCUUGCACAAGAAGCAGAAUUCUUUCAGCUCAAGGGACUGGCGGAGGAAGUGAAAUCCAGGUGGGAAAAAGAACAGCUAACACCCAGAGAGACUACUUUCUUGGAAAUAACAGAUAACCACGAUCGCUCACAAGGACUGAGAAUCUUCUGCAAUGCUCCUGAUUUCAUAUCAAAAAUAAAAUCUCGCAUUGUCCUGGUGUCCAAAAGCAGGCUGGAUGGAUUUCCAGAGGAGUUUUCAAUAUCAUCAAAUAUCAUUCAAUUUAAAUACUUCAUAAAAUCUGAAAAUGGCACUCGACUUGUACUAAAGGAAGACAACACCUUUGUCUGUACCUUGGAAACUCUUAAGUUUGAGGCUAUAAUGAUGGCCUUAAAGUGUGGUUUUAGACUGUUGACCAGCCUGGAUUGUUCCAAAGGGUCAAUUGUUCACAGCGAUGCACUUCAUUUUAUCAAGUAAUGACCUGUGUCACGAACAAAGGCAACAAGCAUGCAGCCAGCAAGCUUCGGAAAACCACAGCAACAAAGGCAUCCCAAAUAACGUGCCCAGCUAGGUCUGUACUCAGAGCCCUGCUGCUAAUCAAUUACUGUGAGCUAACGGUAUGUAAAUUCUAUCGCUCAAGAUGUGCUUCUCUAGGGUGUUCCUGCUGAUCAGACUCUUAAAAUGAAACUUAAAAUGAAAACAGCAAUCUUCUAUAUAUUGUAAAUAAAGACUGAGUGCUUUUGCUAUUUGUUUAUUUUUCCUUAAGCUGUCUUUCUCAAUCAGAAUGUCUUGGGUACUUGCACAAUGAACAAGCAUGUACAUUAUCUAUCAUUCAUUUAAGUAAAUGGUAAUGAAAUAUUUGACGAGGCUAUAAGAUUUAAAAUCCUUUCUACUUAUGGCAAAAAUCUACAAAGAAACUCAACUGGUAAAACUAACCACUGAGAGCAAAAUAAAUGUGCAGAUCUACUACAACAGAGCUAUAGUAAAACCAAAUGAGACUGUAAGAAGGUAUUAAAGCUAUUGAUCUAAUUUUUAAUGGUAGGCACCAAAAGCAUAUUCAUAGUUUGUGUAUUUCAUACUAGAAUUAUAGCUGGAUUGAUAUAUUGCUGAAAAUUCCUAGAAAACUGCUUGAUGAUAAUAAAAAAAAAUAAAGCACUACUAGCUUCUUUGCUUGUAUCAAUAAUUAUAAUAAAAAGUCACAUGUGUCACUUUUGAAACAAACAGUACCACUUGAUGAUUUCAUACAAUAUUAUUAUGAAUUGAUGUAUUAACUGGCAGGCUACAGUAACCUUGGCUGGUCUUGCAAGUGACAAAAAUCAGCAAAUUCAUUUCUUUGCAGGCUGAGCUCCAACACAGCAUGGAUAACUUAGUCUCAACAGAUACGUGGUAUUAGAAUAACAAAGGAGUUCAUUUGCAGAA